Molecule: messenger RNA, 1196 nt
Organism: Capsaspora owczarzaki ATCC 30864
Lineage: Eukaryota; Filasterea; Ministeriida; Capsasporidae
Exons: 5
Coding region: 84-1196 (370 amino acids)
Biological process (GO): tubulin complex assembly; post-chaperonin tubulin folding pathway
Cellular component (GO): cytoplasm
Molecular function (GO): tubulin binding
Source: RefSeq, a predicted model, not a curated record
UUUUUUUUGUUAUUGCUAUUAUUGCUAUUAUUUAUUUGUAUUUGCACUGGCAUUCUGAGACACAACUUCUUCUAGAUCUAAACAUGGAGUCGAUUCCCAUCAGCUCGACGUCGCAGAGCGAGCCGACGCCGCUGCCGGACUGGUUGUCACAGCGGGCGCUCGCGCUCAAGACUGCCAGUGCAGAGAAGAAGCAGGAGCGCGACGCUGAGGCUGCAUCCACGCUGGCGACGCCCGCUGCGUUCUGGGCUGCGUUCGACGCAAGGCGAGCAGAGUUCGACGGGCUAAUAACCGGCGGUACAAUCGACCAAGUUGCCGCUGAUCAACGCAUUGCCGAAUUGCAGCAGAUUGUCUCGGACGCGACACUGUUCUUGCCCGCGUUUGAUUUGCGCAGUGCGCAGCAGCAAAUAGUUAACUUGCAAGAGCGAUGCCAAGCAGCAAUGGCAGCGAACGCGCCAAAGAAAAAGUUUGCCUUCAAGGCGAAACCUGCCGCGACGGGAGCGCCCAAAGCCGCCAGUGUCGCAGCGCCUUCCAUACCAGUUCCUGAUGCGAAUCGGCCCACCAGUCACGUCGAGCAUCCAGCAGUGCCGAAGCCAGUUGAGAAAAUUGGUGCCUCUGAAGGCUGCACUCUCGAGGUGCUUUCUGGCAAUGCCGCACGAGCAUUAUCUGAUAUCUCCAACCGGCAUGUGCUGGUGCAGCAAGCGGACGGUGAAGAAUCGACAACGUCGUCCGGAUCGGACAGCACAAUAUGCAUUUCCAACGUUACGAACAGCACGGUCGAAAUGGCAUUGACAGGGUCAAGUGCUCGACUGCUCAAUGUACGAUCGAGCCGCAUCCUAUUGGGGCCCGUAUCUGGCUCAGUUUUCCUCGAGAAUUGCGUCAAUUGUGAAGUAUAUUUGACAGCGCAGCAGUUUCGUGGGCAUCACUGCCAUUGGACCCGAGUUGUUUGCCAUUUAACCGCCAAGGGCAUUAUUGAAGAUUGCACAACCAUGCAGUUUGGUCGGUUGCGCGUGGCUCCUGCUUCAGAGCCAUUGUAUCAAGCACUAUUCAAGGCGAGUCGGCUCGAUGCUUCGAAACCCAAUCACAGUCACCAAAUCGAUGACUUUAUGUGGUUGCAUGCAGCAACACCAUCGCCCAAUUGGACUCCUAUCGAUGACGACCACUGCGAACCACUUUGCUUUUCCACUCCACCAGUCUGA